This is a messenger RNA of Aspergillus pseudoviridinutans, 3216 nucleotides long. RefSeq lists its product as uncharacterized. Gene Ontology annotation, biological process: protein localization to ciliary inversin compartment. The coding region runs from base 1 to 3216 and encodes 1071 amino acids. Gene Ontology annotation, cellular component: ciliary inversin compartment. The record is from RefSeq and is a predicted model, not a curated record. Lineage: Eukaryota; Fungi; Ascomycota; Eurotiomycetes; Eurotiales; Aspergillaceae. The transcript is spliced from 2 exons. Gene Ontology annotation, molecular function: protein binding; ATP hydrolysis activity.
AUGUGGUAUGUUCUGGACUUGCUUCUGCUGGCCGGUGCAGUCGCAUACGCACUGCGUCCGCCUCAACGCGCCACCUUCGAGGAAACGGUGCAGCUGCAUGCGUCUCCGGAAGAGGACAAUGAGGUUUCCGAGACCAUAUCUGAAAGAGAUGAUCAGGCUUCUGAUAACGUGUCUGAAACGAUCACUUACACGCCUCUUGAGAGAGAAUCUCGCACCCUCGAAGACUGGCUGGCGCCCGUUCCGGAUGCUGCAUGGCAUCACCACAUCCGUAGAACGAGGCAGGAUAAGACUGGAGAAGGGCUGCUAGGCUCUGCAGAGUUUCAGACCUGGUUCGCAACACAUGGGGCGACGUUGCUUUGUACAGGCUUGCCAGGCACUGGCAAAACCAAUCUCGCGUCGGCCGUAAUUGACUAUCUGCAAGAAAAGCGCGGGGAAGAUGCCAGCGUCGGCGUGGCUUUCCUCUACUGCAGAGCUGGAAACCACGAGCUCCGAAAGCCUGUCGACCUCUUGUGGAGCCUACUUAGACAGUUUGUUCAAAAGUCGCCAAAGGUCCUUCCGGAAACUCUCCAGUUGUUCUACGAAUGUUACAAACUCCAAAAGCCGCCUCGGUUGGCCAUCGAGGAUGUCUCAAAAGCGAUGCAGAUUAUGGUCAGCGAAUACUCAAGAGCGUUCGUGGUUAUUGAUGCGUUGGAUGAAUGCGACUGGAAGAAUGAUGAGCUGCAUACUUUUCUGGAUGUMAUUUCUGCACUUCAGGCACAGACGGGACUCAACCUCCUGGCUACAUCGCGCCAUGCGUUUGACACGAAAAGCAGAUUCCAAGAUUGCCUGUCAUUGACUAUUCGUGCUUCUGACGAAGAUAUUCGACUGUAUCUGCAGAACCAUAUGACCAGACUGCCACCGUUUGCGCGGGACAAUCCGCACUUUCUGGACCAUAUCAAAGAUAAUAUUGUCCAGGCCUCUAAUGGGGUAUUCCUUCUUGCACGUCUCGAUCUGAGCUGUUUGGAGAACAGCCUAUCAACGGAGGAAAUCAACGCAGUCUUGGAACAGAUUCGUGCUACGCGACCAAAUGGGCUUACUGAGACAGAUGUAUUAGAUUCAAUAGCCCGGGCAUGUUCCCGAGCGAUAGACAAAAUAAAACGACAAGCUGAGGGGGCUCGGAACCUUGCGCAACGAAUAUUAGAGUGGCUCAGCUGUGCGCGGGCUCCGCUGAAACUCUCAGAGCUCAAGCAAGCCCUCGUCUCGGAGUUUACUGCAAUGGAGGAAAAGGAAGCAGUGCCAGCAGCUGAGGACAUUGUUUCAGUCUGCGCCGGACUGGUCACGGUUGACAUAGAGGCAGACACCGUCUCCUUUCUCCACCGCAUCAUACAUGAGCAUUUCGAGCAGAACUGGAGACUUUACUUUCCGAAUGCAGAGGAUAACCUUACUAGAGUCUGUAUCACACAUUUAAUGAAAACUUUCCGAAGCGAACCAAGCCACGCAAAGGAUGAGAGUGAGGAAUGCUCCCAACAGAAUGCCUUUACCAUCUACGCAGCCAAAACCUGGGGACACCAUGCUCGCGCAUCAUUAACAGACGCAACAGAAGAUUGGGUUCUUCAAUUCCUCCGCAGCGACGCCGCUGUUGCCGGUUCUUGCCGGGCAAUGAGCCUCUGGGGUGGCACUCAACUCGAUAACCCCUGUGGAGUGCAUCUCGCAGCAUACUUUGGACUGGAAAAGGCAAUGGCCGCGCUACUAAAAGACGGGCGCAGUCCAGACACGAAAGCUUUGUGCGGUAAAACAGCACUACUAUGGGCUGCAGAGAUGGGCCAUGAAGCAGUCGUUGCGUUACUACUCAAAGAGCUCAAAGAGUCGGGUGUACAGAUUGAAUGCAAAGACUCCGAACAUGGGCAGACGCCCCUUAUCUGCGCGGCAAGAAACGGUCAUGGCAAUAUUGUAAAACUCUUGCUCGAGCAUGGUGCCAACCCGGAGCCAAAGGACGGCAUAUUCAACCAAACAGCACUUUCCUGGGCUGUAAAGAACGGCCAUACGCAGGUUGCCAAGUUGCUACUUGACUAUAACGCCCAGAUACCUUGCAGCCGAGUCGAGUUUGACCCGAAAUGCCUUCGGGGCUCAGAGGCUGGCUUGCAUGACGCCUUCGUGCAGGAGUUUCUUGCUGGAACCCCACUGAUUUCGGCGGCAUGGAACGGACACGAGAGUGUGGUGCUCCUGCUCCUGGAGCACGGUUGUGAUCCGGAGACAAGGGAUAGCAUAUUCGGUCAAACAGCGCUGUCGUGGGCGGCGUGGAAGGGCCAGGAGGGAGUUGUCCGAAUACUCUUAGAGAAACAGGCCUCAACGGACACGCUUGAUAAACUCGAAAUGACGCCACUGCACUACGCAGCACUAAACGGACAUGCGACGGUUGUUCGCCAAUUGCUUGAGAGCGGCGCAGACAUCGAGUGCCGACAUGAUGACUUCGACUGCACGCCGCUGUCUCUGGCGGCAUGGACCGGUCGUCAAGCCGUGGUCCAGUUACUGCUGGACAAGGGCGCUGAUUUACAGGGCGGGAGAGCGCUCGAAUGGGCCCUUGAUAAUGGACCCGAAAUAAGCCUGAGAUUUCUGAUCAAAGGCAUGGAAUACCGUCGUGACCCCGCGUCUUGCACACAGAGCGACCUUGAGCGAAUGAUGCCGGGAGACGAACAUCUAAAAGCGCUCCCUCUUCUAUGUCUUGGCCGUUUCGACUUAUGGCAAAUGGAAGAGAUGUUCUUCAGUAUGAUGUACCGGUUACCGGUUUUAUGGGGUGUUUGGAGCAGACAAGGCGAUAUCGUAAAGCUGUUAAUGGAAAAGGGAGCAUCGAUUCCUCUCGAACAAGGCAUCGAGUCCGACAAGACGGUCCUUGCAAUAGCUGCAGAAAGGGGCUUUGAAACAUUGGUCAGCGUGCUGAUUGAGCAGGGAGCUGAUAUAGAAGUCAGGGACGCCGUUAUUGGCAAGACACCGCUUCACUUUGCUGCAGAGAACGGCCAUGACGGAGUGGUCAAGAUAUUGCUCGACAACGGUGCGGAUAUCGAAGCUCAGGACAUCCUGUUCGGGCAGACGCCACUUUUAUGGGCUGCUGAGAAAGGCCAUACUGCUGUUGUAAAGUUGCUGCUGGAUAGAGGUGCGCAAAUUGAGGCAAGUGACGACGAGCACGGUCAAACACCGAGGCAAGUGACGACGAGCACGGUCAAACACCCUUGCUGUUAG